Pimephales promelas (fathead minnow) is the source of this 2469-nucleotide messenger RNA. RefSeq names its product olfactory receptor C family, q1 (gene olfcq1). NCBI's taxonomy places the organism in Eukaryota, Metazoa, Chordata, Actinopteri, Cypriniformes, Leuciscidae. Gene Ontology annotation, cellular component: plasma membrane. Gene Ontology annotation, biological process: G protein-coupled receptor signaling pathway. Gene Ontology annotation, molecular function: G protein-coupled receptor activity. The record is from RefSeq and is a predicted model, not a curated record.
UUCAGGUUAAACGGGAUGUACCAAGACGGAGACUUUAUCAUUGGAGGCCUGUUUGCAUUUCAUCUCAUCACAGUGUUCCCAGAACUGAAUUUUAAAAGAGAACCGGAACAGAUGCAUUGUGAGCGAUUCUAUAUGGCGAGUUUCCAGCAGGCACAGACUAUGGUAUAUGCCAUAAAUGAGAUCAAUAACAAUCCUAACCUGUUGCCUAACAUCACCCUUGGUUAUCAUCUGUAUGACAACUGUGUAAAGCUUGCAGUAUCAUUCAGGUCAGCAACAGCACUUCUUAGUGGGACAGAGGAGACCCUUUCUAAUUUCAACUGCACUGGCCCACCACCAGUAAUUGGGAUUGUGGGGGAUCCUGGAUCUACUCACUGUAUAGCAAUCUCUAGUGUGCUGGGACUAUUUCGAAUACCUAUGGUUAGCUACUACGCCACCUGCUCCUGUUUGAGUGACAGGAAAAAGUAUCCCUCUUUCUUCAGAACGAUCCCCAGUGAUGCCUUCCAGGUGCGGGCUAUGGUACAGAUCUUGAAGCAUUUUGGAUGGACCUGGGUUGGUCUCGUCUACAGUGAUGAUGACUAUGGCAUCAAUGCUGCUCAGUCCUUCCAAAAGGAAGUGCAGUUGUUUGGAGGUUGUGUUUCUUUUUCUGAAAUCCUGCCUCUGGAUAACAACUACAUAGACAUUCAUCGCAUUGUACGAGUGAUUCAGGCCUCUACAGCUAGAGUGGUGGUGGUGUUCUCCACAGAAGCCUAUCUGCUCCCUUUGAUGGAUGAGGUGGUAUUGCAGAAUAUAACAGGCAGACAGUGGAUUGCAAGUGAAGCUUGGGCUACUUCACCAGUUUUUCAUACUCAGCGUCUUUUGCCCUUCCUGGGGGGCACUGUGGGGAUUGCCAUCAGGCGUGGGGAGAUCCAGGGACUUCAUGACUUUCUGCUUCGCCUCCAUCCUGACAGUAAUUUGAGAAAUAAUAUGGUGAGAAUCUUCUGGGAAAACAUGUUCAGGUGCAGUUUUGACACUGGAGGAAGCGAGGGAGAAAUAAUAUGUACUGGACAGGAGGAUCUGAGCAGCACAGACACAGCAUACACUGAUGUAUCAGAACUGAGGGCCUCAUAUAAUGUAUAUAAGGCAGUUUAUGCCCUGGCACAUGCUCUUCAUGACCUGAUGCAAUGUGAGGAGUGGAGCGGACCAUUUAGUGGGAGUAGCUGUGCCAACCUAUCCAACUUGAAACCCUGGCAGGUGGUUCACUACCUACAGAAAGUGAACUUCACCACAGGCUUUGGGGAUCAUGUGUCAUUUGAUAAGAAUGGAGAUGCUUUGGCCAUCUAUGAUGUGAUGAACUGGCAGCCGACCUCUGAUGGGUCAAUAAUUGUUCGUACAGUAGGUGUGGUAGAUGAAGGGGCAGCAACAGGGAAGGUGCUCACACUGGACGAAAAUGAAAUAUACUGGAACUUGGAGACAAAUAAACCCCCACAGUCUGUGUGCAGUGAGAGUUGCCCCCCGGGCACCAGGCGAGCCAGAAAGAAGGGUCUUCCUGUCUGCUGUUUUGACUGCCUGCCAUGUGCAGAUGGAGAGAUUUCUAAUAUAUCAGUGUGUUCCGAUGAGUUCUGGUCAAAUACAGAUAAAAAUAAGUGUGUUCCCAAAGAAAUGGAGUUUCUGUCUUACGAGGAACCUCUUGGCAUUUCCCUGAGCACUGCUUCCUUGCUUGGCACCUUCAUCUGUUCUGCAGUGUUUGUAAUUUUUGCACAUUACCGCCACACUCCAGUUGUGCGAGCUAACAAUUCAGAACUCAGUUUCCUGCUGCUAUUGUCACUCAAACUGUGUUUUUUGUGUGUGUUUCUGUUCAUUGGCCGGCCGCAGCUGUGGACAUGUCAGUUAAGACAUGCUGUGUUUGGUAUUAGCUUUGUCCUGUGUGUCUCCAGCAUCCUGGUUAAGACUAUGGUGGUAAUAGCUGUGUUCAAGUCAUCUCGACCAGAAGGUAAAAGUGUGAUGAAAUGGUUUGGAGCAGCUCAACAAAGAGGCACAGUUCUGGUCCUGACAGCCCUCCAGGUUGUGAUAUGUGCAGUCUGGCUAUCAACUGCCUCUCCAACACCCAAUAAAAACAGUUAUUAUAUCCACUCUAAAAUAGUAUAUGAAUGUGCUAUUGGCUCAGUGGCUGGUUUUUCUCUUCUGCUGGGAUACAUUGGCCUCCUUGCAGCAAUAAGUUUCCUGUUAGCUUUCCUGGCGAGAAACCUUCCAGACAAUUUUAAUGAAGCAAAGUUCAUCACUUUUAGUAUGUUAAUCUUCUGUGCUGUGUGGAUUGCAUUUAUCCCAGCAUAUGUGAGCUCUCCAGGGAAAUAUGCAGUGGCUGUGGAGAUAUUUGCCAUCCUGGCUUCCAGUUUUGGAUUACUGGUCUUCAUAUUUGCCCCGAAGUGUUACAUCAUUAUAUUACACCCAGAAAGAAACACUAAAAAAGCCAUCAUGGGAAAAGCAACCUGA